Molecule: messenger RNA, 3974 nt
Organism: Medioppia subpectinata
Lineage: Eukaryota; Metazoa; Arthropoda; Arachnida; Sarcoptiformes; Oppiidae
Source: the annotation of a GenBank genome assembly
AAGAAAAAGUUAAAUAUAUACUUUUUAAAGUCUAAAUUGUUGUAAAAAUAUUAUUAUAAGUAACAUAAAUUGUAAUUUUAAACGUUAGAAACAUGUUUAAGUUUGCAAUAGACAGAGGAGGAACUUUUACUGAUGUUUUCUGCAUUUGUCCGAAUGGACGCAUACGAGUGAUGAAACUGUUAAGUGUUGAUCCGGACAACUAUAAGGACGCACCGCUUGAGGCCAUUAAUAGAAUUAUUAGAUCAGAAUUAGGAGACAAUUAUCCAAAACAAUCAAAUAUUGAAUCGAGUCUUAUUGAAUGGAUACGAAUGGGAACAACAGUCGCAACCAAUGCUCUACUCGAACGCAAAGGAGAACCGAUUGCAUUGAUUGUAACGAAAGGUUUUAGAGAUAUCUUAGAAAUUGGCAAUCAGUCGAGAGAUGAUAUCUUUGAAUUGAAUAUUAAAAGUCCACAACUUUUAUAUAAAGAUGUGAUUGAAGUGGAAGAGAGGGUUGUUUUCAAACAAGAAAAUUGUCAAAUUGAGAGACAAAAUACUGAAGAAUGUAUUGGUAUAACUGGAGAUGAGCUACAAAUAUGGCAGACCAUAGAUCCGGAACCAUUACGACAAGAUUUGAAGAAAGUGUUUGAUAAAGGCAUUAGAAGUCUAGCUGUUGUUCUCCUGCAUUCAUAUAUGUAUCCAAAACACGAAGAAUUCGUUAAAAAGAUUGCUGAAGAUAUUGGGUUCACUCAAAUCACAUUAUCAUCUCAUGUGAUGCCAAUGGUUAAGAUUGUUCCCCGAGGAUUGACUGCUUGUGCGGACGCAUACCUGACCCCUCAUAUUAAGAAAUAUAUAAACGGAUUCUCUUCUGGUUUUACUAAUGGUUUAGAAAAACUAAACGUUUUAUUUAUGCAAUCAGACGGAGGAUUGACUCCCGUUAAUAAAUUUAGUGGCUGUCGAUCAAUAUUAAGCGGUCCGGCGGGUGGAGUGGUUGGCUAUUCCACCACUACUUACCAGGAUUUAAAUGAUGGCUUACCUAUAAUCGGGUUUGAUAUGGGGGGCACUUCCACUGAUGUCAGUCGUUAUAGCACUGGCUUUGAACAUACAUUUGAGACGACAACCGCCGGAAUUACUAUACAAACUCCUCAAUUAGACAUACAUACUGUGGCUGCGGGGGGAGGCUCUAAGCUAUACUUUCGGACGGGGCUAUUCGUUGUGGGACCUGAAAGCGCCGCUGCUUUUCCUGGACCGGUUUGUUAUCGAAAUAAUGGUUUCCUAACUGUGACGGACGCUAACUUAUGUUUGGGUCGAAUAAUACCCAAAUAUUUUCCUAAAAUAUUUGGUCCUAAAAAAGAUCAACCAUUAGAUAAAGAUUCCACUAUUAAUGCAUUUAAUACUCUGACAAAUGAAAUCAAUGAAUUCGUUAAAUUCUCCGAAUCUUAUGAUAAAAAGUUUUUAACUGUAGAAGAAGUGGCGAUGGGUUUUAUACGAGUGGCAAAUGAAGCCAUGUGUCGACCCAUACGUGCUAUUACUCAGGGCAAAGGUUACGAUACUUCUAACCAUAUUCUGGCCUGUUUUGGGGGCGCAGGUGGACAACAUGCCUGUGCAGUCGCUCGUUCAUUGGGAAUGUCCAAAGUGUUUGUCCAUAAAUACGCGGGUAUUUUGUCAGCAUAUGGUAUGGCUUUGGCUGAUGUGGUUCACGAGGAAACGAUUCCCACUUCAUUCCAAUACAAUGACAAAUAUUUCAUUCAAAUCGAUGAACGUAUUCAUGGAUUGGUUGAUAAAUGUAUAAAUGAAUUGAAGAAACAGGGCUUUAACGACAAUGACAUUAGUUGUGAGAUUUAUUUAAACAUGAGAUACGAAAAGACAGACUUUCCUGUUAUGACACAAACAGAUUCUCUUUCCAAAAAUUCCAAACAAUUUUGCACUCGAGAUAACUUUAAAAAGUCAUUUUUGGAUUUAUAUCAAAGAGAGUUUGGAUUUACAAUAUCUGAUCGAAAUAUUCUGGUCGACGACAUUAGAGUUCGAGGCGUUGGCUCUUAUAAUGAGUUUAAAUCAGUUACAAAAACCACACAAAAAAGCAAUUCUGUGCCUAAAAUUGACGACAAAGUCAAAUGUUAUUUUGAUGAAAUGGGUUUCUUGGAAACACCGGUGUAUUUGAUGGAGAGUUUGGUGUUUGGACACGAGAUUGAAGGACCGGCUGUUAUAAUUGAUCCAAAUUUUACUGUCUUAGUUGAGCCCAACUGUAGAGCAGUAAUCACUGAAAGUGGAAAUAUUGCCAUUAAUGUUGAGAAAGUGAAGCAAACUCUAAAGGGAACUAAUUUAGAUCCCAUUCAACUCUCAAUAUUCUCCCACCGCUUCAUGAGUAUUGCUGAACAAAUGGGUCGAGUCUUACAGCGCACCUCCAUUUCCACUAAUAUUAAGGAAAGACUCGAUUUUUCGUGCGCUCUGUUUGGCCCAAAUGGAGGACUUGUAAGCAAUGCCCCUCACAUUCCCGUUCAUUUGGGAUCUAUGGGUAAAGCAGUAGAAUUUCAACUGGAAUUCUUACAAAAUGAUCUUGGUAAAGGGGAUGUCAUACUAACAAAUCACCCACAGGCUGGAGGCAGUCAUUUACCAGACCUAACAGUUAUUACUCCAGUCUUCUACUCAAAUGAAAAGAAGCCAAUAUUUUUUGUGGCAAAUCGAGGUCAUCAUGCUGACAUCGGUGGUUUAACUCCGGGUUCAAUGCCACCACAUUCAACUAAUAUCUUUCAAGAAGGGGCAGCAAUAAAGUCAUUUAAAUUAGUGAAAUGCGGUAUUUUCCAAGAACAAGGUGUGACUGAUAUCUUGAUGUCUCCGGGCAAACAUCCGGGUUGUAGUGGCACCAGAACUCUGAGCGACAAUUUAAGUGACCUGAGAGCACAGGUGGCGGCAAAUCAAAAGGGGAUAAGUCUAGUGACAGAAUUGAUUGAUUUCUAUGGCCUGGAUGUGGUUCAGGCGUAUAUGAGUUACAUUCAGACAAACGCUGAAUUUGCGGUCAGAGAUAUGCUCAAGAAAAUGGCAAAAUCACUGCAAACUCAUCGACUUUUGGCAACCGAUUAUAUGGAUAGCGGAACCAAAAUUCAUCUGACAAUCGAUAUCAAUGAGACGACCGGCGAUGCAGUCUUUGACUUUACGGGAACUGAUGAAGAAGUUUACGGUAACUGUAACGCUCCCAAAGCCGUAACACUAUCGGCAAUUAUAUACAGUUUGCGGUGUUUGGUUGGACACGAUAUUCCUCUAAACCAGGGCUGUCUCUCUCCUAUCAAAGUUAUAAUUCCCGACAAUUGUAUUCUCUCGCCAUCAGAAGAAGCAGCAGUUGUCGGAGGAAAUGUACUGACUUCUCAACGAGUGACUGAUGUUAUACUGAAAGCUUUCGAAGUGUGCGCUGCAUCUCAAGGAUGUAUGAAUAAUGUGACAUUUGGUGAUGAAAGAUUUGGAUACUACGAGACGAUUGCCGGCGGUUCGGGUGCGACGGCCACUAGUAAUGGGCGAAGUGGUGUUCACACGCAUAUGACAAAUACCCGGAUCACUGACGUCGAAAUUCUUGAGAAACGGUAUCCAAUUAUUGUGAAUAAAUUUACUUUAAAUCCGGGUUCGGGAGGAAAAGGCAUGUUUAAUGGCGGCAAUGGUGUGAUUCGGGAAAUGAUGUUUCGCAAGAAUGGUAUCAUUUUAUCGGUCUUAACAGAAAGACGCGUUUACUCUCCCUAUGGAAUGAAGGGAGGAGAGGCAGGAAAGAGAGGCAAAAAUAUUGUGAAGUUUAAAAGAAAUGGACGGACCGUCGACUUGGGGGCUAAAAAUUCAGUGCCCGUCAGCGCCGGCGAUAUCUUUAGACUUGAAUCUCCCGGUGGCGGCGGAUAUGGCACUUGCGCUCAAUGAUGAUUGUGUUCGCAUAUAUACAGCCAAUUAUAUACUUUUAAAUAUAUUUAUUUUAAUAAUUACAAAAAUAUAUGAUAAUAACAGCUCAUUAUAAUUGGC